AUGUCUGUUAUUCCUUCUCUAAAAAUUUUUGCUUGGAACGUUGGUGGUGCAGGUAGCAAGGCCUUUGCCCGAGCCUUGAAGCUCUCAAUUCGUCAACAUCGGCUGGAUUUUGUCAUCUUACUGGAGCCACAAAUUAGUGGAAAUUCGGCUGACUUGGUUUGUGAUAAACUGGGGUUUCCCAAUUCCAUCAGGGUGGAUGCCGAAGGCAGAAAAGGAGGGAUCUGGAUCUGCUGGGAUGGCGGGAAGUUCUCGACUGAGCUCCUCUCAGCAUGUAACCAGCACAUUUCCGUCCGAGUUCGGCAGGGAAGAGGCAGUUCGUGGGUGCUGACCGCAGUCUACGCCUCGCCCCAGCAACAUUUUCAAAGUUCUCUCUGGGACAGCAUUAUUGAACAAAGCAAAAUCUUUGAGGAGCCUUGGAUCCUCACAGGGGAUUUCAACGCCAUUCGUUCGCCUGCGGAGAAGAUUGGCUCCUCCUCUGCAGCUACCAUCAGACGGUGCCGGAAGUUUAAUGACAGGAUCAAUUCAGUCGAGUUGAUCGAUCUGGGGUUUUCGGGCUCAAGGUUCACGUGGACGAGGGGUAACUCAGUUCAGUCCCACAAAGCCAGUAGACUGGAUCGGAGUCUCUGUAAUUUGAAAUGGAAUGAGUGCUUUCCUGCCACUUCGGUGUUACAUCUCCCCAGGCUUCAGUCGGACCACAACCCCAUCCUGACCACUGUGGCCACCCAGGGGCCCCCUUUUUCCGACUCUCGUCCCUUUAAAUUUGAGGCGGCUUGGCUCACCCAUGAUAAUUUCCAGGACUUUGUUGCAGGUACCUGGGAGGAGGAUGCUCAACUUACUCAGGCGCUUUCCUCGUUGGCCGAGAACCUUAAAGAGUGGAAUAAAAAUAUUUUUGGGAAUGUUCAGCAGAAGAAGAGGAGAUUGUUGGCCAGAUUGCAGGGGGUUGAAACAAGACUCUCUCAUGCCUUUUCACCGGCGCUGGCGAAGCUUCAUGCCAAGCUAGAGGCUGAGCUUGACAAGGUGCUCGAGCAGGAAGAGCUCUUGUGGUUUCAUAGAUCUAGGGAGCCGUGGGUGAAGUUCGGAGAGAGGAACACGGCUUACUUCCAUCAUCAAGUCAAUGUUCGGAGAAGACGCAACAAGAUCCUAGCUCUUCGAGAUGUUAAUGGGGACUGGGUAGAGGAACCUCAUGCCCUUGCUGCGCUGGUCUUUGACUCUCUGGCUCGGCUGUAUUUGCAGGAUGAUUCUACUUAUGAAGACCGCCUGCCAAAGAAUGCUUUUCCCAGACUUGACCAGGGGGAAUUGAUGCUUCUUCUGCGCCCCUUCUCUGCCAUCGACAUUCACAAAGCCAUUUUCGAUAUGAAGCCCUACCAGGCCCCCGGGCCUGAUGGGUUCCAAGCGGUUUUCUAUCAGCAGAUGUGGAGGGUGGUGGGUAAGGCCUUAACGGAUUUAGCUAUCCAUUUCUUCUCUACAGGUUCUUUGCCAGACGCGGUUUCAGAGUCUACGGUGGUGUUAAUCCCGAAGGUGGACAGCCCGGAGUUUGUCUCGCAGUUGCGGCCCAUAUCCCUCAAUAACGUCAACUUGAAGGCUAUCACAAAGGCAAUGACCAGCAGAUUGAAACCGGUGAUGAGGAAGCUUGUCUCACCGAGGCAGAGUAGUUUCAUCCCAGGAAGACAAACGACGGACAACAUCAUAGUAGUGCAGGAAGCGCUUCAUACUCUCGAGAGGAAGAAGGGGAAGAAAGGAGGGCUCAUUCUGAAGAUUGACCUGGAGAAGGCGUACGAUAUGCUGAGAUGGGACUUUCUGCGUGAUACUCUCAAAGAAGUAGGGCUGCCCAGUACGUGGAUCAACUGUAUUAUGUUUUGCGUGGAGCAGAAUCGUAUGAGGAUCCUCUGGAAUGGGGAAUUGUCUCCAACUCUAACCCCGACUCGGGGAGUGCGCCAGGGAGACCCUCUUUCACCCUACCUUUUUGUUUUAUGUAUGGAACGCCUUUCUCACAUGAUUGAUGAGGCUGUGAAGAACAGGAGCUGGAAGCCGAUCCACCUGACCAAGGGAGGGCCGCCUCUUACUCACCUCUUUUUUGCAGAUGAUCUUCUUUUGUUUGCAGAAGCAGAGACGAGACAGGUAAAGGUUAUCCGGCAAUGUUUGGACGAUUUCUGCCUCAGCUCCGGUCAAAGAGUCAAUUACAGCAAGUCCCUGUUGUAUGUGUCGCCUAACGUGUGUCGUCAGAGGGCUGACCAUUUUAGCAGACGAGCUGGCAUUCCUCUUAAGAGGGAGCUUGGGAAGUACCUGGGGCUUCAGACUAUUCAUGGGAGGGUCACGCAAAGCCGCUAUCAGAAUUUCCUCCUUCGGAUCCAACAGAAGCUGGCUCCCUAG
Messenger RNA from Linum trigynum, 2370 nucleotides. NCBI's taxonomy places the organism in Eukaryota, Viridiplantae, Streptophyta, Magnoliopsida, Malpighiales, Linaceae. The record is from the annotation of a GenBank genome assembly.